Messenger RNA from Sphenostylis stenocarpa, 366 nucleotides. The record is from the annotation of a GenBank genome assembly. NCBI's taxonomy places the organism in Eukaryota, Viridiplantae, Streptophyta, Magnoliopsida, Fabales, Fabaceae.
AUGUCGGAUCCGUACGAGCGGGUGAAAGGAGGAAGAUUAGCAUUCAAAGGAGGAAUCCUCGCCUCUCGCUCCAAAUCCAUAGAGAAGAAGGGCAAGAAGAAGAAGAAGAAGACGGCGAUGGAGGACGAGGACCACAACCCUAGCCCCGACACUAACCCUAACCCUAACCCUGAAGAAACACUCGACACCGACAAACAGGCUGAGGGAUCUGAAUAUACCAUCGACGCGGCGAAGCGUAUGAAGUACGACCAACUCUUCCCUGUGGAGGCCAAGAAAUUCGGUUACCAACCCAAAACUAACUUCAACUCAGUCGAGGACGCCCUCGAUGAUCGGGUCAAAAAGAAGGCUGAUCGUUAUUGUAAAUAA